Vicia villosa (hairy vetch) is the source of this 747-nucleotide messenger RNA. Its product is annotated as NDR1/HIN1-like protein 13. The record is from RefSeq and is a predicted model, not a curated record. The transcript has a single exon. Bases 10 to 726 code for a protein of 238 amino acids. Gene Ontology annotation, cellular component: plasma membrane. Lineage: Eukaryota; Viridiplantae; Streptophyta; Magnoliopsida; Fabales; Fabaceae.
CAGUCCCUAAUGCCGGAGUCUCAAAAUACGUCGUCGUCCGAGAGACCCGCAUUAGCUUCCAACACUGCUCCACCGCCGGUCUACGGUUAUCCAUCCCCGGCAAAUGGCUUUCCUUACGCCAACAUCAAUCACCGGAAAAAUAGCUGGUGCGGCUGCUGUUGUUGUCUCUGGUGGUUCAUCGGCAUCAUACUCACUCUGGCCGUGCUCCUCGUGAUUGCCGUUGUUUCUUUUUGCUUGAUUACCCGGCCGGAAUUGCCCUAUUUUGCACUCGAUAGUAUCGCUGUGAACGGAAUGGACCUCACGUCAACAUCUGUUAUUUCUCCGGCGGCUGAUGUCUUCAUUAGGGCUGAUAACGGUAAUAACAAGAUUGGAAUUUACUAUGAAAAGGAUAGCAUUGUUGAGAUUUUUUACAGAGAUGUUAGGCUCUGUAACGGCGUUUUACAGGCGUUUUAUCAGCCGACGAAUAACGUCACGGUGCUUCAGACUGUGUUGAAGGGUAAGGGCAUCAAACUUGCCGAAACGGAUAGGAAGGCGUUGGUGAAAGCUGUUGGGAAAUGGAGCGUGCCGUUAACGUUGAAGAUGAGGGUACCGGUGAAAAUCAAAGUAGGGCUUGUUAAGACAUGGAAGAUUGGAGAUUUUGUGUUUGACUGUGAUGUGACGGUUGAUCAGUUAACUGCGGAGGCGAAGAUUGUUGAUAAUGAUUGUAGUUAUGGAUUGCAUCAUUGAUGAUGAAAAUUAUUGUUUGGA